GAAGUGGUGGAAACCCUACUUGAUUCUGAUAUGCCAAGGGUUAAUCCAAGAUGGCCGGGUUUACGGGUUUAUGUUUUAAAAGAAAGGUGUCACGUAUCGCAUGGUUGUUAUGCAAAAGAACCGAGGUGAGGAUGCAUACAGUAUGCAGAACCUUCACCAGUGGAUCCAAUACUCAACAACAACAGCUAUCAAGAGCGAGGGGUAGUAUUUGUAUGUAUUCAACUGAAUCUUCAAUCAAUGGUUGUACGGCCCUACUGUACAGAAACCACGGGGACCCUGCUCAAGUUGUUCAGUUGGAGAGCAUGGAGCUUCCCUCUGUUGGUGCGAAGAGUGUCCUUGUAAAAUUGUUGGCAGCCCCCGUCAACCCUUCUGACAUAAACAUGAUCCAAGGUACCUAUGCCAUCCUACCUGACCUUCCAGCAGUAGGGGGAAACGAGGGGGUGGCCCAGGUCCUGGAAGUGGGCAGCCAGGUGAAAGCACUCAAACCAGGGGACUGGGUGAUCCCAAGAGAUGCUGGAUUAGGGACGUGGAGGACAGCAGCGGUGUUAGCUGAAGACGAUGUGAUCUCGCUGCCCAAUGACAUCCCCCUGUUCUCUGCAGCCACACUGGGGGUUAACCCCUGCACUGCCUUUAGGAUGCUCUCCGACUUUGAGGAGCUGAAACCAGGUGACACAGUGAUCCAGAAUGCAGCCAACAGUGGUGUGGGUCAGGCAGUCAUACAGAUCGCUGCUGCAAGGGGGAUCCAAACCAUCAAUGUGGUCAGAGACAGGCCAGAUCUCACACAGCUUACUGAUAGGCUGAAGGCCAUGGGCGCCAGUCAUGUGAUCAAAGAGGAGACCCUGAGGCGGCAUGAAAUGAAGGAACUUUUCAAGACCUGUCCAAGGCCUAAGCUGGCAUUGAAUGGAGUUGGGGGCAAGAGUGCAACAGAACUCCUCCGUCACUUACAAGUUGGAGGGUCGAUGGUGACGUAUGGAGGGAUGGCCAAGCAGCCAAUCACUGUUCCUGUGAGUGCCCUGAUCUUCAAAAAUGUGAAAGUGCAAGGGUUCUGGGUCACCCAGUGGAAGAGAACCCACUCUCAGGAUGAGGGGGCCUUACGGGGAAUGCUGGAUGAGCUCUGCUCCCUGAUCCGCCAGGGAAAGCUGACCGCACCUGCCUGUUCCGAGGUGGGCCUCCAAGACUUCCGGCAAGCACUGGACACUGCCAUGCAGCCGUUCACCUCAGCCAAACAGGUCCUUGUCGUGUGACCCUUCUUUUGACCAGCCCCGGCCGUUCUCAGGGUUGUGUUCAUUAGGCACCAAAUGGAAGAAAUCGGACUGAAACAGGGGGGGACUACCUGGACUUGUGCAAUAAGAAACAGUGUUUUGCAGCAGGUGCCCGAUUUGAAUACGACCCUGCAUACAAAACGAAGUCCCCGCACGUUCAACGGGUGCAGCACCAAGGCUGCCGUCUCGACAUUGUCAGAAAUACGUUGCUAAAGCAAACACAUUCAAUAUAUGUGUAUCUUCCGUAGAGGGUCAAUGUCCACUAUAUAUGUUAUCAGCACCACUUUUUUAUUUAUUUUAUUUUUUACUUUAAGUCAUCUUUCCUGACAAUGUUCCUGGAAUUCUUUCAGAAUGGUCAUGGAUUACUUGACAACUGUUAUGUAUUGUCUACGUUUGUUUCUCCUUUAUGGUAACAUUGUUAUAGACUGGUCCCAGAUCUGUUUGUGCUGUCUUGGCAACUCCUAUGGUUAUUACUAUGCAAGAUGGCACAAACAGAUCUGGAACCAGGGUAACGUGGUUAUGCAACACAUGGUGUUCUGGUAAAACACUAAUAAACAUUUGGCAAAGAUCAAUCUA
This is a messenger RNA of Coregonus clupeaformis (lake whitefish), 1838 nucleotides long. Its product is annotated as enoyl-[acyl-carrier-protein] reductase, mitochondrial-like. Gene Ontology annotation, molecular function: trans-2-enoyl-CoA reductase (NADPH) activity. The record is from RefSeq and is a predicted model, not a curated record. Gene Ontology annotation, cellular component: mitochondrion. NCBI's taxonomy places the organism in Eukaryota, Metazoa, Chordata, Actinopteri, Salmoniformes, Salmonidae. Gene Ontology annotation, biological process: fatty acid metabolic process. Bases 51 to 1244 code for a protein of 397 amino acids. The transcript is spliced from 10 exons.